UUCGUCCAAAUUCCCUCUAAAAUUAUAUUUUCUUCGUAUUGCGUACUAUUUGUGCUUAUUAAUUUUUUUAUUGGACAUAAACAUGGAAAGGAAGAAAGAUUAAAUUGGGAAUAAUGAAUUAAAUGGAAGUUUUUUAUUGCAAGCAAUUCCGCUAGUUGAGUUAAUAUAGAGAUAUGAGUAAACUCACCACAGAAAAUACAGAAGACCCAAAUGAUGUGUCUCCGCCAAAACAAGCUAAAAUAUCUACAUCUUUCCAAUCUGCUUUCAGUAACUUGAAGAAAUCCGAGUUUUUCAAGGAAGAACUGCCAACUCCUGAGACUUCCGCAGCUGCAAUUUCCCAUAGAACACAUACUAUCUUAGUCAGUCCGAAGCAGAAAGGUAAUCCAUUACUGAAGUUUAUAACAAAUGUUUCAUGGGAGUAUUCCGAUAUUGUACCAGAUUAUGUAAUGGGAAGAACUACAUGUGCUCUCUUUUUAUCAAUUCGUUAUCAUCAGCUUAAUCCUGAUUAUAUUCACGAGAGACUCAAAUUGUUAGGCAAUGCUUACAAUUUGCGAGUACUUCUUGUGCAGAUUGACGUUGCUGACCCUCAUCAUGCUUUGAAACAUUUAACAAGAAUAUCCAUUCUGGCAGACAUGACAAUAAUGUUAGCAUGGAGUGCAGAGGAGGCAGGAAAAAUUAUUGAAACUUACAGAUAUGAGGCUAAGCCUCCUGAUGAUAUAAUGGAACGUAAUAAUAUAGCACCGCAUCAAAAAUUGGUUAACUCUUUAACAACAAUAAGGUCUAUCAAUAAAACUGAUGCAACAACUCUUUUAACAACUUUUGACACAUUAGCUGAUAUUGUGAAAGCACAACCCAAUACGUUGGCCUUGUGUCCAGGAUUUGGAUUACACAAAGCUCAAAAACUUCAUAAAGUUUUGCAUGAACCUUUUCUACGCACCACAAACUCUUCUACAAAAUGAAUAAUAUUAAUCUAUAUAAAAUUUAUGAAUUGAAAUUUAUACUGAUUCAAUAAUAAUUAGAUGUAAUCAUAAGGAGAUAUUUAAAUUGCUUGUAAUACUUUAGACAACAAUUAUGCUAAAAAUGAUUUAUAAAUAAUUUGAUUCUUAA
This is a messenger RNA of Nylanderia fulva, 1107 nucleotides long. It is a transcript of the gene Ercc1, whose product is annotated as DNA excision repair protein Ercc1. Gene Ontology annotation, molecular function: single-stranded DNA binding; damaged DNA binding. Lineage: Eukaryota; Metazoa; Arthropoda; Insecta; Hymenoptera; Formicidae. Gene Ontology annotation, cellular component: nucleus; ERCC4-ERCC1 complex; nucleotide-excision repair factor 1 complex. The record is from RefSeq and is a predicted model, not a curated record. Gene Ontology annotation, biological process: UV-damage excision repair; mitotic recombination.